GUGACAGCGCUGUGCCCGGUGCCCCGCACACCCUGGGGUUGUCCCCAUCCCCUCGAUGCCACCCCGCGGUGUCCCCACCCCUCGGGUGACACUCGGUGUCCCCUCCCGCAGGUGACAGCGCUGUGCCUGUGUCCGGAGCUGCUCGGUGACCCCGCGGUGUCCCCAUCCCCUCCGGUGACAUCCGGCUGUGUCCCCGUGGCAGCGCUGUGUCUGUGUCCGGAUGUCGCCUCUGUCCCCUCCUUCCCCGCGGACGCCAAGGAGCGCGCGCAGCGGCUGCUGGAGGCGUGUGCCGGACGCAGCGUGGGCGCGUACAGCGCCAGCCCCGGGAUCCCGCUGGUCCGCGAGCACGUGGCGCGCUACAUCCAACGUCGCGACGGUGUCCCCGCCAACGCCGACGACAUCUUCCUGUCCACCGGGGCCAGCGACGCCAUCGUGACCAUCCUGAAGCUGCUGGUGUCCGGCUCGGGCUCGUCUCGUACCGGGGUGCUGAUCCCGAUCCCGCAGUACCCGCUGUCCCCAAUGUCCCCAAU
This is a messenger RNA of Malurus melanocephalus (red-backed fairy wren), 530 nucleotides long. Its product is annotated as alanine aminotransferase 1-like. Gene Ontology annotation, molecular function: pyridoxal phosphate binding; L-alanine:2-oxoglutarate transaminase activity. The record is from RefSeq and is a predicted model, not a curated record. Gene Ontology annotation, biological process: biosynthetic process. Lineage: Eukaryota; Metazoa; Chordata; Aves; Passeriformes; Maluridae. The transcript is spliced from 4 exons. The annotation marks the transcript as partial.